Molecule: messenger RNA, 2769 nt
Organism: Nipponia nippon (crested ibis)
Lineage: Eukaryota; Metazoa; Chordata; Aves; Pelecaniformes; Threskiornithidae
Gene: IFT81
Product: intraflagellar transport 81
Biological process (GO): intraciliary transport; cilium assembly
Cellular component (GO): ciliary basal body; intraciliary transport particle B
Molecular function (GO): tubulin binding
Source: RefSeq, a predicted model, not a curated record
GCGGGGCGGGCCCCCGCCGAGCCCGGGGCCAGCUCACCGCCUCCGGGCUGCCGUGGGCCCCGCUGAGGUGGUGCCUUCCCGGCAGCCCCCGGCUCCCUCUCCCCGCCGAGGCCUCCUCAUCUCUUCUGUCUUUUCUGCAGAGUUUUUUCCAGGACACGAUUAUGAGUGAUCAAAUCCAGUUCAUUGUUGAGAAGCUCAAUCAGGAGCCCUUCAGGAAGAACUACAAUUUAAUCACGUUUGACUCCUUAGAGUCAAUGCAGCUGUUGCAGCUGCUCAAUGAUGUUCUGGGGGAGAUUGACCCAAAGCAUGCUGUUGACAUUAGAGAGGAGCUGCCGGAACAAACAGCUAAAAGAAUGUUGAGUCUUCUCGGUAUCCUAAAAUACAAACCUCCAGGAAGUGUAUCAGACUUGAGUGCAUUUCGCCAAGGGUUAGUUACUGGAAGCAAACCUGUAAUUCAUCCUGUCUUACAUUGGCUUCUUCAGAGGACCAAUGAACUCAAGAAAAGAGCUUACCUGGCACGUUUCUUAGUAAAAUUGGAAGUGCCAGCGGAGUUCCUACAGGACGAUACUGUGGCUGACAUCAACAAACAGUAUGAAGAACUGAUGGAAGCGUUUAAAAACCUGCAUAAGGAGUGUGAGCAGCUCAAAACAUCUGGUUUAUCUACUGCUGAAAUAAGAAGGGACAUCAGUGCAAUGGAAGAGGAGAAAGAUCAACUCAUCAAAAGAGUAGAGCGUCUUAAGAAGAGGGUGGAGACAGUACAAAAUCAUCAACGAAUGCUUGAAAUAGCAAGACAGCUUCGCUUAGAAAAAGAGAGAGAAGAAUCUUUGGCUCAACAGAAACAAGAACAAAAAAAUCAGUUGUUCCAUGCAGAGCAGAGACUGCAAAGAGCACAGCUCCAGCUGAAAGAGAUGCAUCACGCAGUAGUGGAUUCGAAACCUGAAAGUUUAAUGAAGAAACUAGAAGAGGAGAUAAAUUUCAGUUCGUAUCUUGUUACUGAAAAAAUACCUAGAGAGCUUGAAAGUAAGAAGAAUUCAGCAUAUUUCUUACAAAAGGUGCUUGCAGAGCCAGCUAUGAGUCAAUCUGAUCUCAAUGUACUUGAAAUCAAGAUAAAUGAAGUAAACGCACAAAUGAAUCAGCUUAUUGAGAAAAGAAUGAUGAAGUAUGAGCCAAUUGACAGUAAAUUUUCCAUGUAUCGCCAACAGGCGUCUAUAAUUGCCCGGAAAAAGGAAGCCAAGGCAGAAGAACUUCAGGCUGCUAAGGAGGAGAUGUCCAGCACUGAGAGGCAGAUGCUGCUGAAGACCAACCAGGCCCAUGAGUUAGAAGGCUCUGAAGUUCUGAAAGGGGAUGAGUUUAAACACUAUGUUAAUAAGCUCCGGAGCAAAAACACAUUUUAUAAAAAGAAGCGACUGGAAAUAGCAGAAAUUACAGCUGAGUAUGGUAUCCUCCAGAGGACAGAAGAACUUCUAAAACAGCGCCACGAGGCUCUUCAGCAGCAGUUGCAAGCUGUUGAAGACAAGAAAGGUAUUUCUGGAUACAGUUACACCCAGGAGGAGCUGGAAAGAGUAUCUGCAGUAAAGAGUGAAAUGGAUGAAAUGAAAGGCCGGACACUAGAUAACAUGUCUGAAAUGGUAAAAAAACUGAAUGCUAUGGUGGCAGAGAAGAAGGCAAGCCUAGCUCCUGUUAUCAAAGAACUGAGACAGUUGCGUCAAAAGUGCCAAGAAUUAACGCAAGAAUGCGAUGAAAAAAAAAUCCAAUACGACAGUUGUGCAGCGGGGUUAGAGAGCAAUCGCUCUACGCUGGAACAGGAAGUGAAAGGACUUCUGGAGGAGUGUGCUCAGGAAGAAAGCAACUACCGUUAUAUUAACUGCAUGAAAAAGAAUCUAGAAAUACAGCUGCAGCGUGCUAAAGAAGAAAUGAAGGCAUACGUCUCCCCAGACCCACAGGAGCGACGAAAGGCAAUUCGAGAACAGUAUACACGAAUGAUCCUUGAACAAGAAAACCUUGGGAAGAAAUUACGAGAGAAGCAGAAAGUUGUACGGGAAAGUCACGGGCCAAAUAUGAAGCAAAUUAAAAUGUGGCAGGAUUUUGAGCAGUUAAUGGAAUGUAAGAGAGAAUGUUUUCUGAAACAACAAAAUCAAACGGCCAUUGGUCAAGUCAUUCAGGAAGGAGGUAAAGAUAGGCUUGUAUUAUGAAUUCUUCCUUCUUGAUACCAACAUAAAGGAGGACGACAGUGUGUUGGCUUCCUGAAGGUAACCUUUUACUAAAUAUUGUUGCUUUCAUCACUUCUACGUACAUUUGUUGUACAUUAUUUGGUUGUGGUGGAUAAACAAAGAGAGCAACUAAGCACUCUGCGAAGCUUUUCCUCCAUUGUUUAAGUGACAACAUAACGUGGUUAGGAAGAUCUGUUAUGAGAGCUGCACUAGGGUGAACCUCAUCGUAAAUCUUUGUUUUAUGAGGCUGGGAAUGGCAUGCAUCUGCAGAGAGAUCAAAGUAAAAGAAAUCCUUCUCCAGGGUCACAGAAAACUUACGUAAUUGCUCUGCUCCUUAUUCUCUAUCACUAAGGUUACGUUUUUGGAAGGCCUGGGACUUGAUAUUGUAUAAUUGUGGCCCUCCUGGCUUGGCCCUCUCCUUCCCUAUUGUCUGUAUUCAUCUAGUGUGACUGGCAAGAAUGGAGCCAUUUUCGCUCUGAGCUGCACGGACCUUGCCUGCACACUCCUAGUCAUACUUUCCUUGCACGGUUGAAUUAAACCGAUUGUGCUUCCAGGAGAC